Messenger RNA from Clonostachys byssicola, 2166 nucleotides. NCBI's taxonomy places the organism in Eukaryota, Fungi, Ascomycota, Sordariomycetes, Hypocreales, Bionectriaceae. The record is from the annotation of a GenBank genome assembly.
AUGGCCUCCUCUCCCAUUGCCGGACUCCUGUCUCCCACACGAAGUAACAGACGGAAGGAAAGGAGAAACCCAUCAGUUACACCGAGACGAUUUGGACGAUUCUUCACUCCUCGUUCCCAGGAACUUAGAGGCAGGCGGAUACUGGCCACCCAGGAUACCGCGGCUACCAAUCAGCAACCACGCUCACCGCGGAUGUUGGCUAGCGACCCUCUGACCCCGGAUAUCGUCUUGUCCUCUCCCUCGAAGAGCCCUAGGUCGACAAGGGCCGCGGACAAUGAGGGAAGCCUCGACGAGUCUUUGGUCGAGGAGAGGUCGAGGCCGACUAGCAGGGAGGUUCAGCUCCCGCGGAUCACAUUCGAUAUCGGGGACAAUACACAACCUGGACAGGACGUCCUGGGAGAUUGGCGCAAGGCAACUCUGGUGAGACAAGGACAUCGUGAUGAGGUCAUGGAGAAGAGUCAAUUCUUCAAGGCUAGCCGGGGCCGAGCUCCAAAUUCGAAGGACCGACAAUUGACAGAUGCUUCACAGAGCCCAACGCCGAAACGACAAAAGAGAGGGGAUGCCCUCGAGACACAUGAGCCUAUUCCCAUCAAGAAGUUCGCUAACAUGGGCUUCGGUGCUCAGAUGCUCGAACGUGAGCAUGGGUUCGCUAUGGACACAGGCAAACAAUAUCUAGCAUACCCGGCAUGGGAUGAGAGGGCUGAAACUGCAAACUUCUGCAGCACGAAUGCCGACUGGUAUGCAAAUGAGUCUCUGGUGCAGGGACAAGGAAACCCUCUGCCCUUCUGCCUGGCCAGCUGCAGCAAAUCACCCGUUACAGCCAUUGGCGAUGAGCAAGGAUAUGUACGCCUCUUCAGAACAGACGACGGCCACGAGCGGCAGGACAAAGUAUACGAGACACUGCUCAUGCACGAUAAUGCCGUCAUCGACGUCGCUUUUUCACAGGACGACAUGCGCCUCGCUACCGCCGCCGGUGACAGAACAUGUGGAAUUGUUGAUGUCACAACCAUGAAGGUCGCUGUUUCUCUUGCAACUCACCACAAGAGUUCUCUGCGGCAGGUCGCAUUCCAGCCAGGACAGAGAAAUGGCGACGUUUUGGCCACAAGCGAUCGCGAUGGCACCAUUGCUAUCUGGGACCUUAGGUGCAGCCAGCUGCCCGCGAGGGCCUUUUCUUCAAUCGUCAAUGAUUCUUCAACGCGGCGGCGAAUCUACCCACGAGACGAUUCUCUCGAUGCGGUCCACGGAGUCGCCAGCAACGUGAUCCCCGCAGCCCACUCUCGCCUGACAGAAGGCAGGUUUACCCCAGCCUCGCUCACAGCCAUCCAUUGGUUUCCUGAUGGCCGGGAACACCUCCUCCUGUCUGGCUCCGAGGCUAACGCAUCAAUCAAACUCUGGGACACUCGAUAUAUCAAGCCUGUCAGGGCUCAAUCUACCCCGCUCGCUCAAACCGCUGCUCCUCGCCAUCAUACUUUCCGCUCAUAUGGUAUCACCUCGAUUGCCAUGAGUUCUGAUGCUGCGAGGUUCUACGCUGUUUGCCGAGACAGCACAGUUUACGCAUACUCGACCGCUCAUCUCAUGCUUGGGGAGGCGCCGGAGCUCGUCUACAAUGCCAUCAAGCGCAAGCCCCGUGCUAUCGAAGGCAUCGGGCCUCUCUUUGGUCUCAAGAACGAAUCGUUCAGCGUCGGGACCUUCUUCAUCAAGAGCAAACUUCGCCCUGCAUCUGGCUCCAGCCCAGAGCUUCUCGCCGUCGGCAGCACAUCCGGCUGCCCAAUGCUCUUCUCCACAGAUGAACGCUAUAUGCGGACCGCCUGGGCCGCCAACAGCCACAUUCUAAAGCCUGAUCCCGUCUUGAUCACUCCUUCUCAAUCCUUCACGGCCACAAACACGCCAGCUUCUCUCACUCCUUCGAAUUGUGAUAUCCCCAUCUACCGUUCUGGUACCCCUCUGGUCCGCGGUCAUGAGCGAGAAGUCACCAACGUUAGCUGGACUCACCAAGGAAGACUAGUGACUGCUUCUGACGAUGGCAAUGUCCGUCACUGGCAAGAGGAUGCCGCCAAGGCACGGCAUCUGAGACAAGUGGGCGAUUUUGGCGGUGAGAGAUGGAUGUCUGGCUGGGCAGACGUAGGAGAUGAGUGGGACCUGGACGAUGACGAGAUUAUAUCAUAA